CAGCUGCAUUUAUCCCAGCUCUGUACUGCACCAUGGGCAGCUUCAGGCCGGGACACUGGCCCCUGAUCCUGGUUCACAUGCUUCUGCUGCAGCUUCAGUCGGUAAAGGUGCAGAGACUUGAUCCUGUGUCCCAAAAGCUACGACGGCUCAACGAACAGUUCCAGCAGUUCCAGGCCUUGACCCAGGCCCGUUUGGACAUGUUGGCCCUGAACCAGAACAGGAACUCCUCAAAGGGGCUGGAGAACCGUGUUCAGGCCCUGAAUGACUAUUAUCAUCACAUGUCACAGGAUCUUGAACACCUAAAGCAGAGCACAACACAGGAGAUAGAGGGUCUCAGGGAGUGGAGUAGGAAGCUCGAGAAGAGGAGUAAGCGGAUGGAGGGUCGUCUGGCUUUGAUGGAGAGACACUUGAGGGAAAACCGCCGCCACAAGCCUGGCCUUGGUCAGGACUUCUCCAACCUUACCUUGGAGCUACAAAGCCUAGAGGAAAGGCUGGCUGCCCUUCAAGCCCAGCGUGAUGAGCUGUUAGUGGGGCUGAAAGGGUUGCAGGAAUCCCUGAAAAACCAGGUGCUACGUGUGACCCAACUAGAAGGACGGCUGGGUGAGGUCCUGCAGAGGAACGGAAAGCAGAACAUCAGGGGUUCGGCAAGAGUAAGGGAACCUCUCAGCUCCAGCAUCACACCUCAAGAAUACUACGAACCACACACAAGAGCCAAGACCUAUAGAGGACGGAGGCCUGGAAGGAUUCUGGAUGGACAAACCCAUUCCAGACCAGAAGGAAUCAGAAGUCAAACCAAGACUGACAGUAAUUCACAGGCCAGACCAUAUUACACAACAAACCAGCCAAAAGAUUCAAAAGCCCAGAAGCCAAGACUCCAGCCAGACCCCCAUUCACAGACACAAGUUAGGUACCCUAAACCCCAGCCCAAAGAUUACCUGUCCCAGCCUGACCCUUACCGACCCCAGUCACAGAUCCAGAUGCAGGCCCAGACUCGGCCUUACCCAAUCCAGCAGGAACAGCUCCAGCCUUAUCAGUCUGUGCCUUAUCAUCAUCCCCAGGUCCAACAACCAUUCCAGUCUCAGUUACAGCCUCAGAGAGAACCCCAGCUACACAACCACAAUUAUUUCUCUUGGCUCCAGCCCCUGUCCCAGGUUCAAACGCAUCCUGAACCCUCCAAAGAGAGGCAGAGCGGGACCAGACUGGGGGCUCUGGAGCUUCAGGCCUCCGAUGUUCUCCCUCAACCACAGUCUGAGUCUUCUCAGCCCAGGAAUAGCAGGUGGAAAGGUGAAGGGGAGGAAGAAAGUGACAGCAAGGUAGAGACUUCAGUGAUCCAUAACUUUUUCCAGCUUCCUGUGCGGCACAAGAUCCCAGCACGGCCAGUUCCUAAAAAGGAUGCAGUCAUCUGUAACAUGGACUCCAUGUUGUUUUUCCCCUCUGCAUCGGCGGAGAACUAUGUUACGUUCUCCCUGACUCUCCCUGACCUUCCUGAACUUUCUGUGUGUCUGUGGGUCCAUGUGGAGGCCUCACAUGUUGGCACACUGCUCUCCUAUGCGACAGAUGACAAUGAUAACCAGUUAGUUCUAUAUGGACACAAGUCCUCUGCUUCAUCUACAUCCUCCUCUGCUUCAUCUUCCCACCCCUCCUACUCCUCUUCUCCGCUCUCACCAACCCCAUACCUCUCUGCUCCUUCACCCUCCCUGGACUUUGUCAUUGGAGACCCUGUUUUUCGUAGUCUCCCCAUGUCGCUACUCCUGGACGCUCGCUGGCACCACCUCUGCAUCCUCUGGUCCUCCAUCCAGGGUAAUUUCUGGCACUACACUGACCGUCGUCUCACUUCUUCAGGCUCCAACUUCAGGAAGGGCUGGGAGAUUCCAGGAGGUGGAUCAGUGGUGCUGGGGCAGGAGCAGGACUCUGUUGGUGGAGGGUUUGACCCCACAGAGGGCUUUGCUGGGCAGUUGGCAGGAUUCAGGGUAUGGAACCGGGUGCUGAGCCAGUCAGAGGUGGAAGGGGUGGCAGAAGGGAGAGGUGUGCCCAGAGGGGUGGUACUUGACAUGAAGGAUAUAAAGGAGGUUCAUGGGGAUGUGCAGCAGGUGGCAUGUGAAUGUUUAGAGCACUGUAUGUGAUAAAGCUAUUAAGGGGGAUUCAAAUGAAGAGUUGUUUAACUGAGUCCUGCAGGAAUGUUAACUGUUUCUUGCUUUUGCCCUUAAUAAGAGACUGCCCUUUGUUUAUUGCCUGUUCUUGGA
This is a messenger RNA of Toxotes jaculatrix (banded archerfish), 2243 nucleotides long. It is a transcript of the gene ptx4, whose product is annotated as pentraxin-4. The transcript is spliced from 4 exons. The coding region runs from base 33 to 2123 and encodes 696 amino acids. The record is from RefSeq and is a predicted model, not a curated record. NCBI's taxonomy places the organism in Eukaryota, Metazoa, Chordata, Actinopteri, Toxotidae.